CCCCGCAAAAGGAAAGAGUCUGCUGUCUGGGAGACUCCUAAACACCUCCAAUGACGCACAGCGGUGCCUGCAUCCUGCCGGAUUUCACUUGAAUUCCGUUCCGAUCCAGACUGUAGCGGUUUCGGCUUUUCCAGCUGAAUCUGGGUCUUAAUGAAGACGCGAGGUUUCCACCUGCGCCCUGGACCUGCAGGACCUGGAACGAACCCGGACUCCUGUUUUUCACUGUGGUGAACUAAGGACACGCUUUGAAUGAGUUGUGGGAAGCAAGAAUUUGAGCCACACCAUGCUUAGGAAGGUAAACUUCAUCCGAUUGUCAUGAUUGCUCCUGACUGAAAGCUCACAGUGGGAGCGAGACGGAGAGGAGAGGAGAGGAGAGGCUGCCUGCUGCGCUGCGGAGCUCCCAUCACACUUCAGCCUUCCAGGCACACGCCCACAUGCUCCUAACAAAGCGCAGGAGCGGUCUGUCUCAGCAAAAGCGCCAGACAGAUUGACGUACCAGGUGGGAUUGAGAAAAGGAAGCAGGAUCGUCUGGAGUCCAACACCGGCUGGAGGACAGAAGGAGCACAGAGGAUUGGCUAAAAUGGGGCUCCAGAACUUUGCUCCUGCCGACGGUGUGUUUGAGGGCCCCUCAGUCUGCACGCAGACAUGCCAGAUGUGAAGCCGCCCCCACCAUGUGAAUACCCUUCUACCUCCUCCGCUGCUCCCCUCGCUGGCUUUCAUUCUCCACUGAACAUGGAGCCUUGCAUUGCCAACCUCCCCCUGUCCCCGGACCCCUUGUCCCCGUUCCCCCAACACAGACCCAGUGUUCCUCAUUACCACGGUCUCCAGGGACCUCCUUACUCACUGCUGGCCAGGUGCAACAGCAGCACACUGCUGACUAACUUGGGACUCAGGUACUGCUCCAGCAGGCAAAUCCCUCUGGGCGUGGAUCCCGGACACGCGCUGGUCCCAGGUCCCUAUGUUCACAAUGAGAGCAGCUGCGGCAGACCCUACAGGAGCAUGGAGAACCUAAACUGGAACACUGUGGCAGACUCCGGCCUGUGCAGACUCAGCGCGGCCACCUGCAGGAGCGUGGACAAUGAAUUUGUUUUACGCUACACCUCCUGCAGCCACUGGUAUGACGGACCCCCCGAUGGGUCUGUUCUAGGAACUCAGGGGCUGGUACCCAAUCCGGAGAGCUUAGCGUUUUAUCCUCGACAAGGGCCACCCAGAAAAGACCUGCCACUCUUCCCUCAGUUGCUCUUUCCAGGCGGGGUUGACGAUUGGGAUGCAAGGAAGGGCCUUAGGGAUAAACUCCGUCUCCAGAGUGCAAGAUCAGCUGCUGAGACUUUAAGGCCCCUCCCACUACGCCCUCAGGUAAUCUCCAAUUCCACACCUGUGGAACGAGAAUGUGUGAAUCAGGGGAACGUAAACAUUCCUGGGUGCAGGCCAAUGGGCAUCACACGCACCUCCCCAGACGAGAUCAAGCGGGAGGUUUUGAGGCGUUUGCAGCUCAGGCGGCAGAACAGCAGCCCCAACUUGGCGCUCUGCGACUCUCCAUCCAGCUCACAAGAUUUGAAGACAUCUUACACAACGGACAACCUCACAAGUAAGAGGAGUGGAGCAGAUUCUGCGCCAGAGCGCCACCGACCUCCUGUGGGACGGCUGCACAUCCCGACAUUUGAGGAGUUUAAGAGGAUGAGACAGGGAGGGGGGGAUUCCAAAGCCGCUCCUGUGGAAUUGGUAAAACGUGACCUGCCAAACGAAGGAGGAGCUUCGGACGACAAAAUGCUCCCUUCUAAAGAAAAAAAUCUGAGUCAGAGUGGAGAGCAGGGAAAGGAUUCUGAAGGGGUGGACUGCAUUAAGACUCCAGGUGAAACGACAGCCAGCUGUGACGGCAGCCUGCAGAGCAUCGCUUCACCAGAAAAAGUUCCCUCCAACACAGCAACCAGUAGCUGCACCACAAGCCCCGCCCCCUCCUUCCUUUCUGUCACCAGCACGAGCUCUCCAAUCAGAACAGGGCCUUCUCCACGUUCACCCCUGAAGCCCCAGACUACACAGGGAAAAGUUGCAGGAGGAGAAAGCGGGAGCACAAAGCGGAGGAGGAGCAGUCUGGAGACAUCUGGGUCGAUCCCCUUCCCACCCGGAAAAGACGCCUUGGAUCGCCCCUCCAGCUGCUGCCCGGCGCUGCUCCUGGAGGGGACGGACCUGUCCAGCUAUGGAGCCAAGAUCUACAAGAUGAAGGAUGGGCUCAUCGGAUCUGCAUUGGACCUCAUCAAAAAGAGCUGCAGUGCAGAGAUCUCUGAGGCCCCCGUCAGGCUGUCAGGUGACCGUGAUGGAGGGUGUGACAUCACCGCCUCCUCCAACGGCUGUCAGCUCUCCGCCGUUGCCAUGGCAACGUCGGCAGCGGCCUGCAAAGCCGAGGCUGACGACGAAGCGCUCGCAGGAAGAGGAGGAGGAGGAGGAAGAGGAAGAGAGGAAGCAGGAGAAUGUCAGCACUCCAGCCUGGGCUGCAGGCGCUCCAGCUCAGACGCAGCCUAUGAGCCGGCUGAGACGGUGAGAGCUCAGCGCGAGUGCCGACUCCGACCCCACUACAGUGACCCCAUGCCAGCAGACGCCUCCAAGCGCAAACAGCUGGAGAUGAAAAUCGCCGUCGCGGCACGACUCCACAGCCAUCGGCGAGACCGAGACAGAGACAGUGCCCCGGCUGCAAUCCGAGGUCGCUCAGAGCCCCCUGGUGAGGAGCGGCAGGCGGUUCUGGGUGUGACUAGGUCCGGACAGCAUCGGUGGAGCACCAUCAGCAGCCUGAGUGCAGACAGUGGAGUGGUGGGCCUCAGUGAUGAGCGGGAGGAGGAGGACAGCGAGCCGCGGCGCCACCGCAGGGCCCGAGGAGCGGAGGUGGAGAGGGUGGACAGCGGGAUCGGGCCGGGUCUGUCCCGCACCUGGAAGCGACCGUCUGCUUCCCUCAGAGCCUGGGAAGCCCAGAGGCCAUGUCCGGACUGUGGGCAGAGGGAGGGGGCCUGUAAGGAGCGAGGCGAGCGGAUGUGCGAACGCUGCUCCAAGCUGCGCAUCGAACGCAAGGAAGCCAUCCUGGAGUUUCUGAACACGGAGUCGAGCUACGGGGAGGACCUUCGGAUCAUCAAAGAGGAGUUCUACUGUCCCAUGCAGAGUGCUGGGUUGCUGACAACCGAGCAGCUGGGCGUGGUUUUCAGCAACGUGCAGGAGCUCAUAGAUGUUAACGACCGCUUCACUGAACACCUGCAGGACAACAUCGAUCAGGCCUUUGACCAGGGCGACGACGAUCUGUUGACCGUCUACAUCGGUGAAAUCUUCCUGGAGUUUGUCAACAUGCUGCCGGCCUUUCAGACCUACUGCCUGCAGCAGUCCACCUCUGUCAACAUGCUGAACACGCUGGAGAAAGAGAAGGAAUUGCUCAGAAUAUUCUUGGACGUCUCCCAGAACGACAACACGGCAUUGCGCCGUAUGAACCUGCGCUCCUUCCUCAUGGCGCCCCUCCAGAGAGUGACCAAAUACCCGCUCCUGUUGAGCCGGAUCAUCAAGGUCACCCCUGAAUGUCACCCCGACUACGCGCGUCUCCGUGAGGCCAAAAGCCGGGUGGAAUCCCACCUGGAACACAUCAACAUGAAGACCAAGCAGGAGGGCAACGGGGUCACCUGGUCGCUGCGCUCAUUCCGCCGCGACAGCCGCAAGAACCGGGAGGUCAUCAACAUCGAGAUGCGAGAGGUCUCCAUGAAGACGGUGGGUUGGGCCAGGGAGAACACGCGUUUCGUCAUGGAGGGACCGCUGCAGUUUUCCCAGCCGGCUGACGGUCAGUGGGUGAAGAAGGGCUGCAGGGCUCUCAAGUUCCAGAACGUCCAAAGUCUGUUGAUGGUCAGGACGCAGCGGGAUGGCGAGGCGCAGGGACAGGGUGAUCAGGGUGCAAGGGGGGACCAGUGGGAAGGGGUCGGCGAGAGCGUUCGGGAUGGCGUUCUCGUUCUGAUCAAGGACAAAAGCAGCGGGAAGUUCACCGUUCUGAGGGAGCCUAUCCGCCUGGGAAACUGCGUGGUGUCGACAGACCCAGACUGCGAGGACACUUUCGAAGUCCUCGACAUUCGGCGGGAGUCGUUUGUUUUCCGCGCCUCUGACAAAUCUCGCACCCAGCAGUGGUUCCACCAGGUUAAGCGGUACGCUCGGGACUUGGGCACCUGGAGGAAGAGGCGGAACGCUUUGCCCAACAUUAUGAUCAACACAAACCAGAUGCGCUCCUGAGGCUCGCCUUCUUCACACAUCUUUGUCAGACUGUACAUAACUUGAAUUCUUCAGCAGCAAAAACGAGGAGGAACAUUUCGAGUAGCACCGCCGUUCUGAUGUUAGGUUCCAGUAGACGGAAAAAAACGUCUCGCAGAGGUGUGACAAAAGUGAAGCACUUUUGCAAAGCCGGAAGCUCACCAUGCUGUCGAAAAAAAAUUAUUGUAAACAAAAAUCUAGUUUUUAGCAGUAAAAGAUUCUUGGACAACCAAAAACCUGGGCUGUGCUCGCCGGUCUUGAUUGUAAAGACUGUUGAGAAACAGCUUUCUUUCCUUAAGGUGUGUCUGAUAAAAGCCUGACUGAACGCAAAAAGACAAAUUUUAGUCACUUUUUAUACAAAAGCCAUUUGGGGACUUCACAUUAUUUUAUUUUAUUUUUGUUUUUUGGGUUCAAGCAGAUGUAGACUGCUCUCAGUGUUUUCAUUUGUCCCACCUCCUGUAUGAGUGCUGCCCUCGUACCGCCUCAUACAAGUUUUGGCAGCACAGCAACUUUUUCACUGCCGGAGCGGAACCGGAACCGUCUCCCUUAAGCCGAACAGAGCUGCAGCCUCACUGUGUUCAACAGAACUCAAAGAACAGCAAUAAUUGUGGCCAGUUAAAGUAGCUUCUUAAUAUGCAUUUCCCUUCAGAAGAAUUUCCUGUUGGUGGCCCGCUCCUCAUCCUACAUCCCUGUUACUCAGACUUGCGUCCCGUUUAACUGGAAGGUGUCGCUUCGUAAUCAAAGCUUCUCCAUGUCGGGUAGAUUAUUGUAGCUCAGUGAAAACGAUUUCGAGCUCAGGUUCCAGUCCGCCUCGUCCUGUGGAAAAAAAAAAAAAGCAGAGGUUUUAAGCCUUGUAUUCUGAUCACUAUUUACCCUGAACCAUUACACAAACACACAUUUGUACCUGGACAAUAACAAUGGGGUCAAAUCAGGAUCAGUUUAAAGGGAAUAAAAACCAGAUUCUAAAUCCAAAACUCGCGAGUGCACAUGGCAAACUUGAAGGUGAUAUUGCGAAUUUAAAAAACUACGUAUUUUAAAUUUAAGGAAAAUUUUGAAAAAUUUAGAAAAGACAAUAUUACAUUUGAAAGUUGAAUUGAAAAAGAAAAAGUGUAACCAAAUGAAAGACUUGGUGACAGUGGGAGAGCAUUAGCAUUAGUGUACGCCACAUCAGAGAAGAGAUGAUGAGACAGAUGGCGCCAACAACAGAGGCUGUUCUGGAACAGAAAUGACAUCACCAUGACCUCCAUCUCCCAGUGGGAAUCGUGUCCCAGUAGCCGAUGGGCUCAAAGCGCCGCCCCUAUG
Messenger RNA from Oryzias latipes (Japanese medaka), 5568 nucleotides. It is a transcript of the gene arhgef49, whose product is annotated as Rho guanine nucleotide exchange factor 49. Gene Ontology annotation, biological process: positive regulation of Rho protein signal transduction. NCBI's taxonomy places the organism in Eukaryota, Metazoa, Chordata, Actinopteri, Beloniformes, Adrianichthyidae. The record is from RefSeq and is a predicted model, not a curated record. Gene Ontology annotation, molecular function: guanyl-nucleotide exchange factor activity.